This is a messenger RNA of Hipposideros armiger (great roundleaf bat), 1502 nucleotides long. RefSeq names its product carboxypeptidase A1 (gene CPA1). The record is from RefSeq and is a predicted model, not a curated record. NCBI's taxonomy places the organism in Eukaryota, Metazoa, Chordata, Mammalia, Chiroptera, Hipposideridae. Gene Ontology annotation, molecular function: metallocarboxypeptidase activity; zinc ion binding. The transcript is spliced from 10 exons. Gene Ontology annotation, biological process: proteolysis. Bases 149 to 1408 code for a protein of 419 amino acids.
CCCACCCCGCCCUCCGCGUGGGACAGGGCCCAGGUGCAAGGGGGGAGGACAACUCUUGGGCACAGCCCGGAGAUCUCCGUCCUGGGAGAGUUUAAAAGGCCCCAGGACCUUCUCCCAGUCUCAGUUGACCUUCCCAACUAGCUGCAGCAUGAGGGGGCUGCUGAUUUUGAGUGUGCUGCUGGGGGCAGUCCUUGCCAAAGAGGACUUUGUGGGGCAUCAGGUGCUCCGAAUCUCUGCAGCUGAUGAAGCUCAGGUCCAGAAGGUGACAGAGCUGGAGGACCUGGAGCACCUGAAGCUGGACUUCUGGAGGGGCCCUGCCCAGCCUGGUUCUCCCAUCGAUGUCCGAGUGCCCUUCUCCAGCACCCAGGCCGUCAAAGUCUUCCUGGAAACCCAUGGCAUUGAGUACACGAUCAUGAUUGAUGAUGUGCAGUCACUGCUGGACGAGGAGCAGGAGCAGAUAUUCGCCUUCCAGGCCCGGGCCGGCACCACCGACACCUUUAACUACGCCACCUACCACACCCUGGAGGAGAUCUAUGGCUUCAUGGACAUGCUGGUGGCCGAGCACCCACAGCUUGUCAGCAAGUUCCAGAUUGGCAGCACCUACGAAGGUCGUCCCAUCUACGUGCUGAAGUUCAGCACUGGGGGCAACAAUCGUCCCGCCAUCUGGAUUGACACAGGCAUCCACUCCCGGGAGUGGGUCACCCAGGCCAGUGGGAUCUGGUUUGCAAAGAAGAUCACCCAAGACUAUGGCCAGGACACAUCUCUCACCACCAUUCUUGACAACAUGGACAUCUUCCUGGAGAUCGUCACCAACCCUGAUGGUUUUGCCUUCACCCAUAGCAAGAACCGCUUGUGGCGCAAGACUCGAUCCAUCACGGCUGGCUCCGCCUGCAUUGGUGUGGACCCCAACCGGAACUGGGACGCCGGCUUUGGGAAGGCUGGAGCCAGCAACAACCCUUGCUCGGAGACUUACCACGGCAAGUUUGCCAAUUCCGAAACGGAGGUCAAGUCCAUUGUGGACUUUGUGAAGAGCCAUGGGAACAUCAAGGCCUUCAUCUCCAUCCACAGCUACUCCCAGCUCCUCCUGUAUCCCUAUGGCUACACCACAGAACAAACCCCUGACCACAAUGAGCUGGAUCAGCUGGCCAAGGAUGCUGUGACGGCCCUGUCCUCUCUGUAUGGGACCAAGUUCAAGUAUGGCAGCAUCAUCAAAGCAAUCUACCGAGCCAGUGGAGGCACCAUUGACUGGACCUACAACCAGGGCAUCAAGUACUCCUACACCUUCGAGCUCCGGGACACUGGGCGCUAUGGCUUCCUGCUGCCGGCCUCCCAGAUCAUUCCCACGGCCCAGGAAACAUGGCUGGCGCUCAAGACCAUCAUGGAGUACACCCUGAACCACCCCUACUAAACUAGCCCUUGGGCUCUGUCCUCUUUCUCUUCUCUGGCCCCACCCAAGCAACCCAAUAAAGUUUGAGUGUAUGGAACAGAAUCUUGGGACGUGC